AUGCCGGUCCUUCCUGACAAGAACGAACAACCUAGGUACUCCGUGAUCCGAAACAAGGUUGGUGAAAUGGCGAAUACGGAACGUGUCGAGAAGCGUGGUAGCGCUGCUACCGUACGACAAAGAGCAAAGCCGCAACGAGGGUAUAUGCUAGAGUCGUUGCUGCAAGCGAGCAACGCAGCGCAACCCCAAUUCCAGGACCAGCCACUACAACCAGCAGCAGAUCCUGCAGUACCAGCAACAGAUUGGGUCACCAAAUUACGCCAUGAGCUUCCAUCUGUACCUCGACCAGACUUCCCUGAACUCGAGGCGCUUUACGGAGAGACUUUAUUUGCAGCCCAUAGUUUACUGCCGAGUUCAGAUGAAAUUAAUGGACCCGAAUUCGCGUCGAGCACGAGUACGAAUGUCUUCACCAGCGAUGACUUAGCAACCAUGGCUUUGGAUAAUACCGAGCCCUCGACCGACUUCCAGGAGGACAUUGCAUUCUUCCAUAAUCCUCAUGAGCCUAAUGUCCUGUUCAAAAGCGAUACCUGGAUACCUCCACCGCUUCCUUUGGAGCCUGCAUGUGACGGAUAUUUACCACCCCCAGAGUUAGGCACUACUUUACUAUCCGAGUUCCUAGUGGACUUCAACACGGCCUAUCCGCUCUAUCGUCCUCACGUUAUAGCGGAUCAUCUCCGCGUCUGCUAUAGCGGAGCGUCCGAUGGCUCGGCCGUGGCUUGGUGCAGUGCAUACGUAGUAUUUGGUUUGGCGUACAUGCUUCGAGGAUCGAGCGCAACUGCAACAAAGCAAGACAAUGAGCUUGCAAGAUAUUAUCUCGCCCGUAACUACAUCAGUCUAAACAGGCUACUUCUUUCAUCGCCAUCUCUCGGACUGGUACAAUGCCUCAUAGGUGUAGCACUGCUUGUCCAAAGCACGCCGUGCGGUCGGAAUGUUCCGGAUGGGCACUUCCUUUCCACUUCGCUACGUGUAGCACAAAGUAUGGCCUACCACGACGACGAGAGCGAUUUGUCUGACAAGGAUCGCGAUGUUGAACAAGAACGUCGCGUCUUCUGGCUUGGCUUCAUUAAUGACACAAGCACUAGCAUGUUGUCUGGUUCCCCAACUACACAACGGCGAGAAGAUAUCGUAGCACCGAAACCAGACGAAAACCCCGCUGACAGUCUUGGCGCAGUGAUUGCCGCAGAGGGACAUUGGAAGGUCAAUAUAUUCUCAUUGCGUCUUAAUCUUGCGUUACUGCAAGCCGAAGCUAUUGAGCAGGUGCUUUCGGCGAAGGCCCGGAACACCGCACCUUUAGACAUCGAUGCCGCCGCCACUAUCGUUCUUUCUCGCCUGAAAUCAUUCCACAAUCAUGAGCUUUUUAACCUCAGCCCUGAUCAGCUCUUUCAGUUAUUAUACCGAUCGGACGUCGCACACACAGUAAGCCUUGAGGCGUCCUACUUCGCGACAGUGUAUCGACUGCAUGCAUUCAUGGCCCUGGACAAAAACUCGAGGAUAAAUCCAUUCACGGCAGACGCUUUGCGUCGUCUUUCAGCAAUGAAAGAGCAGAAGAGCAGUCUGGAAGCAAAGCGCUUGCUGAGUCUGCUUCCCAUUGCACCUCGUGGAGACGUGGGUCUGUACUGGAUGGAGCAUCGAUCCUUGGUCGCAGCUCUAGUGACAGUCCUGGCCCACCAUGUCAACAACCCGACUGAACCGGCGCCGACCAAAGAUGAGCAGCGAGGAUAUAACGAAUUGAUUGCAGACCUUGGAACCUUGGUGGAGAGGAGUGUUGCAAGCUCCGAUUGUUUCAUGGCGCAAGCCAGAGCGCUCUGUAUGGAGCUGUUCGCCAGGCUUGAGACGAGUUUGCGGAUAGAGUUGCUGCAGAAAUCAGCUACACAUCAAGACAAGCUCACGAUGUCUGCCUCAUGA
This is a messenger RNA of Parastagonospora nodorum SN15, 1905 nucleotides long. RefSeq lists its product as hypothetical. Gene Ontology annotation, molecular function: zinc ion binding; DNA binding. Gene Ontology annotation, biological process: DNA-templated transcription. The coding region runs from base 1 to 1905 and encodes 634 amino acids. The record is from RefSeq and is a predicted model, not a curated record. The transcript has 4 exons. Lineage: Eukaryota; Fungi; Ascomycota; Dothideomycetes; Pleosporales; Phaeosphaeriaceae.